Molecule: messenger RNA, 666 nt
Organism: Diabrotica balteata
Lineage: Eukaryota; Metazoa; Arthropoda; Insecta; Coleoptera; Chrysomelidae
Source: the annotation of a GenBank genome assembly
AUGGAGUUGGCAGAGGAAAUGGAUCAAGUGCCGAAAAAGAAGCCAAAGUUAGGUAGACUUUCCGAAGUGAAGAAGAAACUAUUGAAACAAAGUCAUGAGGUACGCCCGAACUGUCGUUGUUCUAGGUUAAGGUGCUUCGAUGCCAUAAAACCGUGUUAUAGGCAGCUAGUUGUCACUAAAUUCAAUGAGAUGGAGGAUUAUAACGAACAGAACUUAUAUUUAGGUGGUCUAAUUACUACAUCAUUGGUGAAACAGUGCCGACCUAGAAAUGAGGAUACAUAUUCUUAUUCCUAUAAAAUAAGGUAUUUAGUAGAUGGAAAUCUUAUAAAAGUUCCUGUUUGUUUCAAGGCAUUCAUGUCGAUACAUGGUAUCACACCUCGAAGAGUGCAAACAUUACACUCAAUGCUGACAAAUAAAGGUCGCAUUGUGAAAAAUAGACCAGGUACAAAGGUUGUAGGAUCUGCGGGAUUGAAAGUAGAAGUUUACGAUUCCAGGUCUUGGCGAAGUCAGAAAACAAAUACAGGGUUAGUGGGAUUCGAUGAAAUUCUGCUAGCACAAGAUAGGAGUAGUUACUGCUAUGAAGGUAAAGGGGAAGUUCAUGAUAUUCACAAUAGAGACAUUCAGCGGGACUGGAUCGAAAUGCUCCUAAGCAAAUUCGGAGAAUAA